GGGCCAGUCUGGGUCUUACAAUUUAGGGGCCCAAACAAACCACUCCGUAUUACUCCAUCGGAAGAAUAGACUCUGGUGUCCGAUUGAAUAAGGCCGGAAAUAGACUCUGUCCAUCAGAAGAACGGAAGAGGCUGCAAUUCCGAUAUCCGAUUGACGCUGAUUCUCCGCUUUAUUGCUUCUGUGGCUCUAUUCUUCUUCCGGACGCAAUCCGAGCUAAGAAUCCACGUUCUAGCGCAGCGCAGCGCAGGCCCAAAAAUUGAAUAACCCAAUCUCACAACCACAGUUCAAUCGACGCUCACCCUGGGUAUUCUCUUCCAUCAUCCAUCUUCCACCUUCUUCACCCUUCAAAUUUUAUCACUCGGGCUGAUUAAUCAUCUCAAUUCCCUGGAUACCAUUCCUGCUGUGCCGCACUCUAUCCGCAAACGAACGUCGUCCGCAAUCCUUCUGCACGACUCCCCAGUCCCCAGUCGACUCGAACAACAAAGUCAGACAGUCUGCAUCGGACUUGAACGAUUGAAGAGUUGAAGCUGCCAGCGACGAACCCUUGUGAAAGACACAAAGGCUCUGGUGUUGCAUUGAAGGCUUGAAGAACAGGAUAUCCCUUGCCGCUUAUUUGUGAGGCGAUGAUUGUGAAUUGAUUCGUCAAUAAAAAUGUCACUUCUUCGUGUUGGACGCACUCGAGUGCUUCUUUCUUAUAAUAGAACUCUUCUUCAGCCAUCAUCAUUAUCAUCAUCCAGCUUGUUGUCAAGGCAUGAGUUCAGAUCACUAGUUGAUACCAAUAUCAUAUUCUCCAAUUCGGGAAGGCAUAGUAUAGGAACAUCUUGUUCAUUGUUGAACUUCCAGCACCAAUAUGCUACUAAAGCAGCUUCCGUAGAGAAGAAAUCAAAGAAGAUGUUAUUUUACCUGACAGGUUUGGUUUUUGGGAUGGUAGGAUUGAGUUAUGCAGCAGUUCCUCUGUAUAGGAGGUUCUGCCAAGCUACAGGCUAUGGGGGUACAGUUACACGUAAGGAGAGCGUUGAAGAAAAGAUUGCUCGGCAUGCCAAGGAUGGAACUGUCAGCACCAGGGAGGUGGUUGUACAAUUUAAUGCCGACGUUGCUGAUGGAAUGCCUUGGAAGUUUAUUCCUACACAACGAGAGGUAAGAGUAAAGCCAGGAGAGAGUGCCCUUGCCUUUUACACUGCUGAAAAUCGGAGCUCUACUCCAAUAACGGGUGUAUCUACAUAUAAUGUCACUCCUAUGAAGGCCGCAGUGUAUUUCAAUAAAGUGCAGUGCUUUUGCUUUGAGGAACAGCGGCUUCUUCCUGGGGAACAAAUUGACAUGCCUGUAUUUUUUUACAUUGAUCCGGAGUUUGAAACAGAUCCCAAGAUGGAUGGUAUCAACAACUUGAUCCUCUCAUAUACAUUCUUCAAAGUGUCCGAUGAAUAGCAGCUGGUUCCUAUUGCGUGAUUAACCUUCUGUGUCAUAGGUUUGCACUUUCAUGACAUGUUUUAAUAAGUAUACCAUCCUCUUUAAAUUUAUACAUGGGAAAUGUGUGGGUCAUACUCUGUUUAUUCUACAUGACUACAUCAAUCUUAUGCUCUUGAAGGGUUGUCAUAGCUAGGGUUGGCCAAGCCAGCCAUGUUGGCAUGUUGCCACCGGUUCACUCGUUGGUAAAAAGCUCUUCCAAGUGUAAAUUUUUUAAUAUAAAGUUUAUAUGGAUAAUUAUUUUUUGGGCCACCUGUAUUAUUUUUUUAAGAGUUGCGAUAUUGCCAGCCAUUAGAAUUGGGAUGCCUUGUGCGGCUGCACCAUCUUUAGACAUUAUUUAUUUGUGUAUGUAUUUUUUGUUCUGAAUUCUAUAUGUGUUUUAUUGAUUCUUUUUUCUAAGCAGCA
This is a messenger RNA of Cuscuta europaea, 1869 nucleotides long. Lineage: Eukaryota; Viridiplantae; Streptophyta; Magnoliopsida; Solanales; Convolvulaceae. The record is from the annotation of a GenBank genome assembly.